UUUGUUGGAAUGUAAGAGAAGAUUUUUUUUUUAAUUCGUUUAUUGGUUCUAAGUGAUAAAUAAGAAUGCCAUUAAAGUGUUCGGCAUCGUUUUGUGAUAACAAACAGGAUAGUUCAUUGAAGAACGUCAGCUUUUUCCGAUUUUCCAAAGACGGCUUGUUACGGGAAAAGUGGAUUGAAUUCUGUCGGCUAAUUCCUAAUCAAAACGUGAAGGUAAAUUCCCGGUUAUGCAGCCUCCAUUUUCAAUACGAACGAGAUUUAUACAUCGCCACGGCUGGUGGAAAGUUGCUAACUGCUCCGGGUGCGGUACCAUCUUAUGAUGCUGUUCCGGCUUUGAACCAAAACGAAGAAGUAACAAAUGUCGAGAAUACUGAAGAAGUUCCGUAUAUGACAAUCUGCAAUCAGCAACUAUUGUCGCCAAGCUGCUCCAAUGAAACUAUUGGAACGACCAUUACAGUGUAUUCUAACGAACAGCUGGAGUCGUCCAUAAUACCAGAGCGACUCGAAAAAUGCUGGACAAACUCGUUCGGAUAUGGCAUGAUCGGAGUACUGGAAUCGAGCACAGUAUUUGUCAGCAGAGUAGCUUUUACCGUCCGUCCAGAGCAUUCUCCGCAGUGCUUCGGCAAGCUCUUCAUCUCUCAUAUCAAGGACAUCUCAACAACUGACUACGCAGCGGGUGGUGUUAAGUACUGGGUGUUCGGUGACGGUAACCGGAGUACCAUCGACUAA
This is a messenger RNA of Armigeres subalbatus, 728 nucleotides long. RefSeq lists its product as uncharacterized. Lineage: Eukaryota; Metazoa; Arthropoda; Insecta; Diptera; Culicidae. Gene Ontology annotation, molecular function: sequence-specific DNA binding. The coding region runs from base 66 to 728 and encodes 220 amino acids. The record is from RefSeq and is a predicted model, not a curated record. The transcript has 5 exons.